Dibothriocephalus latus is the source of this 318-nucleotide messenger RNA. The record is from the annotation of a GenBank genome assembly. NCBI's taxonomy places the organism in Eukaryota, Metazoa, Platyhelminthes, Cestoda, Diphyllobothriidea, Diphyllobothriidae.
UUCGAGGACCUCCUAAAGGUGCAUACUUUCCUAAAGGCCAAUGCCAGUUGGUUACAGUCACAUUUACUGGCCGCGGAGGACGAUAGCAGCGUUGAGGUCAUUGAGGAUGGACCUGUCCUCAGUGUUGGUUCCGCAGCUGACCUCAGGCAGAAGCUUCAAUUACCCAAAUGUCUGGAUGUUUCGGUGAUUAUCUUCCAGUACGCUUGUGGUUCUAUGGCUAUUUUACUAUAUCCUGAAAUUAGUGCACAGCAAGUUCUAAAACGAACGAUCUGCUAUUAUGCAGAAUUCACCUUCACUAUGACACGCUGCAAAUUGUGA